AUGAUGGAAGACCCGAGCAGGCAUGCUCUGCUCGAGCUUUGCACAAGAGCAACGCUGCAAGGCAACACCAUUUCGGUGAGGAUGCUCGACUUUCUCGGCGCCGUCAAGCACCCACCCUUUGGCUUCAAGCACCUGGCGCAGGACUUUCUCGACAUCUGUAGGAUCCUCUGGGCCAUCGAGGCCGGGUUGACCGAGUGCUUCCGCUCCGGGCAGCACUUCCCCGAAGACAUGGUCAAGGAGCUCCACGCAAAGUUCCAACAGACAAACGCCGACUUUGUCAUCCUGGAUCAGAUGAUGCGCGAGUUCCUGGGUUACGAGAACGGCGGCGUGGGCGGCAAGCUCCGCAAGGGCUGGCGGAUGAUGUUUGCCGACAAGUCCAUCGCGCGGAUGAGGGACUCGCUCGGCAAGUCGCGGGACGCCCUGAGGAUGAGCGCUCUUGUGUUCCAGUGGUCGCUGGGCAGCGCCUCCCCAGACGACGCGGCCGGCUCGGGCUACGUAGGCCUGGCUGCUGCUCUGGACCGCAUGGCUCGGGGCCGAUCCACCACCAACCUCAAAAAGUCGCCAUCAUUUGAAGAGAUCAACCAAAAGGACGGCGGGGCCGCACCGCAGCUGGACCUACCCAGGAUUCCUUCUCUUUCCCCCCAGAUAUCAGCAAUGCCAAUCGGCAUACCAGAGAGGGCUUCGUCGGCCACGCGCUCGCAGACCGACGUCACGAGGGACCACCAUGAGGACCAGCCCAGCCCUGGCCACCUCCGCCGUCUCAGCUCCAACAGGAAUCCAUACAACAGUCUAAGUCACAGGUCUGACAGCAGAAGCCUGAACGACAACCGCAGCCUGACCACAGCCGACGAUCGCGAUUCGGUGGUGACGGGCAACCGGAGGCGAGAGCCCACCAAAAGGCCAGAGGUUCCCACGGUUACAGGAAAGGUCUACAACGUUUCUGGGCGUCUCACAAAAUUGCCCAAGAAUAACAACGCACCUUCAGAAAAGAGUGUCGGCUCGGGCCGCUUGGGCGCCGGUGCAAAUCUCCGCCUCGAAAACAGCCCUCACCGUCCCAGGUCUCUGGUGCAAGACGACAAUGUUUCUCCGGGCCUGACGGAUGCGGAUACGUUGCUUGACGAUCUGGAAAGCCUGGACCUGAGCGGCCCCAUCAAGGCCGUUCGGAUCCACGCGGACCCUCAGCAGAUGCCCCGCUGGCAACCGAGAAACGCCGCCGCGGCCGACAACCCCAACCUGCGGAGUGCUCUCGCAGGGGCCGUCCAGACGCAAAAGCACAAGGUCGUCGAGCAGCUCCUCGACCGCGGCGUUGCCCCAGACACCCACCCGGAAGACGUGCACAUCCUCAGGGAGGCGAUACUCAACCGCGACCUCGAGACCGUCCGGCUCCUCCUCUGCUUCGGGGCGGACCCCAACUCUGCAGACUCGGACGGCGUCACGCCGCUCCUCUAUGCCGUCGAGGUCGGCUUCCUCGAGGGGACGCAGCUGCUGCUCAAAUACGGCGCCGACCCGAACCUCUCCGGCACCGACGUCCCGGGCCCGGAGCUGCCGCUGGGCAUAGCCAUCGCCGAGCAGCGACCCGAGCUGGCCCAGCUGCUGCUCACCUACGGGGCCGACGUCAACGUGCAGUUCGCGCGGGGCAGCACGCCGCUCAUCUCGGCGGUCGGCGGCCGCGACGCGUCCCUGCGGCUGGUGGAGCUGCUGCUCGAGUACGGGGCCGACGCCAACGCCAAGAGCCGCGAGGGCAAGUCGGCGCUGUUCGAGGCCAUCACCAACGGCGGCCGCGUCGACGUCGUGACGGCCCUGCUGGACCACGGCGCCAACCCAAACCUCCCGGGGCCGAAGCACAUGCUGUGGCCGUCGACGUCCCAGCCGUCCUGCCUCGAGUUGCUGCUGGCGCGCGGCGCGGACCCCAAAAAGACGCCCGGCGUGCUGGAGCUCGCGACGUCCAUCAACAACGCCGAGGCGGUCCGGAUCCUGCUCGCGGCCGGCGUCGACGUCAACGCCCGCAAGGACGGCGUGUGGACGCCGCUGUGCACGUCGAUCCGCGACGACCGCAGGGACCUCUUCGACAUGAUGCUGGCCGCGGGCGCCGACCCCAACCUCGCCUCGGCCGAGUACCCCUGCUUCAAGUGCGUGACGCACUUCCGCACCGAGUACUACCUGCCGCGGCUGGUCGAGGCGGGCGGGGACCUCUCGUCGCCGCCCGGGAUCUGCGAGACGGCCGUGGCGGUCGGCAACACGGACGCGCUGGCGUGGCUGCUGGCCGAGAAGCGGGCGGACCCCAACGACCGCAGCGCCGAGGGCCGCACGGCGCUGACGACGGCCAUCCGGGAGAACAAGCCCGACAUGGUGGACGCGCUGCUGCGGGGCGGGGCGGACCCCAGCGUGCGCGGGGAGGGGUGGCCGGUGCACAUGGCCGUGGGCCACCCGCACAUCCUGCAGAAGCUGCUGGCGGUGCUGAGCGACCCGGGCGCCUUCCGGGGCGUGCUGGAGAUGGCCGUGGUGGCGGACCAGCUCGAGAGCGUCAAGCUGCUGCUCGCCGCGGGCGUGAGCAUCGAGGACCGGCGGAGCGGCGUCUUCUCCCCGCUCACCUCGGCCAUCCGCGAGGGCAACAAGAAGAUGGUGCGGUUCCUGGUCGAGGACGCCGGCGCCGACGUCAACUCGCCCGGCGAGCACCUGCCGCUGGUCAAGGCCGUGCGGAGCUACAAGGGCGACGGCGACAUGGACGUCCUCAACCUGCUGCUCGACAAGGGCGCCGACGUCAACCGCAUGUACCGCGGCUGGAACGGCGUCAUGCAGGCCGUCGAGAGUGGCGAGCUGUCCGUGUUGAGGCUGCUGGUCGACCAUGUCCGCAAGACGCCCGGCGGCGCCGUCGUCGACCUCGAGCUCAAAGACGACACUGGCCGUACGGCCGUCGAUAUUGCUACCAGCCGUUGCUGGACCGAGGCGGUAGAAAUUUUGAAGCAGGGGCAGCCAAAGAAAUGA
Molecule: messenger RNA, 2985 nt
Organism: Pyricularia pennisetigena
Lineage: Eukaryota; Fungi; Ascomycota; Sordariomycetes; Magnaporthales; Pyriculariaceae
Exons: 1
Coding region: 1-2985 (994 amino acids)
Molecular function (GO): protein binding
Source: RefSeq, a predicted model, not a curated record